AUGAAAGGCGAAGUUAAAUUCGCUAAAGCUGGUGAGGGACAUCGAUUAAAUGAGCCAACAUCUAGAAAUGUACCAGUACAACCACGUCCACCAACUGCUACACGACAAAGUUCUGAUGGUGGAGUAGCAGCUCGAGCUGCUGCAGAAGCAGCACAGCAACGUUUACAACAACAAACAUCUUGGCAACAAUCUGCCGCUCCAAGUAGUCGUACAGCGGAUAGUAUUCGUCGUCAAGCACAACGUGAACUUGAACAAGAAAAAGCACUUGAUAAUCAACUUCAACAAGCUCUUGAUUUAAAAGAUCAUUAUUUUGGCAAUCGACAAAUUAGUGUUGAAAGUUCUCCUGUAAUUGAUCAUACAAAUUUUCUUUUUAAAUGUCCUGAUAUAUUUGGUGAUGAUGUUAGUUUACCUUAUAAUGAAUUACAGCAACAAAUUGAAGAAACACUUCGUUUACAACUUGAUUCUGAACCUAUUGUUUCGGCAACACUUCUCUUCAUAACAUGUAAUCAAAAAGAACAAGAAAAAUUAAAAGCCUGUAAAGAAAUUAUUUGUAAAUAUUUCGAUAAUAUCAUUACUAAUCCUGAUGAAGAUAAAUAUCGUCGAAUUAAAUUGCAAAAUAAAGUUUAUCUUGAAAAAGUUGCUUCAUUAAAAUAUGCUUUUGAAUUACUUCAAGCUAGUGGAUUUUUACCAUCUGAUGAUAGUGAAUCAAUUAUUUAUCAAGAACGUUCGAUUGAACCUUUACAAUUAGCACGAGAUACACUUUUAAAUGGUGAACCUAUACAAGUUCAACUUGAUAGAAAUUUAAAAAUAUUUCGACCAACAAAAGAACGUCCAGCAAUUCCACCUGUACAACUUUUACCACAAGAUCCAUUAUUUUAUCAAACUACAGUUGGAGAUGUAUUACGUGAAAAACAACGACAAAAAGAUAUUCUUGAUAAAGAACAAAUGUUACGAACAAAAGCAAUGCGUGAACGUGAUGAAAAAGCUGAAUCAAAUGUACAAUAUAAAUAUACCGUUAUACGUAUACGGAUGCCUAAUGAAAUGAUACUUCAAGUUAUUUUUCAAUCUCAUGAUCCUCUUUCAUUAUUAUUUGAUUAUUUACGUUCAUAUUGUCUUGUACAUGACUGGUUACCAUUUUCAUUGAUAUCUAAUGUUGGUCGACAAGCUUAUGCAAGUCAAGAGGAACAUUCUUCAACAUUUAAUCAAUGUGGCCUUGUACCAGCUGCUUUACUUUCAUUUCGAUGGGAUGAAGAAGCUUUACGUGAUGUUCAAAAGCAAACACCUAAUUUUCCAGCUGACAUUUAUAUUAAACCUGAAGUGCUUGCAAAUGCUAAUCAAUUCUAA
Molecule: messenger RNA, 1344 nt
Organism: Adineta steineri
Lineage: Eukaryota; Metazoa; Rotifera; Eurotatoria; Adinetida; Adinetidae
Source: the annotation of a GenBank genome assembly